GUAGGCAGGGUGGGUAGUGCUGUGGGCAUUUGGAGGGGGCUGCAGCAGGUGGAAAUUUCUGUUAUUAAAAAUAAUUUUGUCUUCUAGCAGCUGUUUCCUUUUCUAAGUGGAAUGUGUUCAUGUGCAACAAUCUAAGAGUGAAAGGAUAAUGCACCUUGAACUGAAUGAGAGCACUGAACUCCAGCAAUUAUCAGUGAUUUGAUGACACACAGAACUUGCAAUGCAGGCAAUAAAAACCGUGGAAAAAGAAGUGACUUUUAUAAAGGAAACACUUUUCACAGAAUCCUUCCUAAAGAAACAGGAGUGCAGCAGAAGCCCAGAGAGCAGGCAGCUCUGUGAGCAGCAGCCAUUGGAAGGAGCUGUCUGCAGCUCGCAGUGCUGUACUGAGCAUGUCCCAGCGGAGCCCAGUGCAAGCAGCACAUUAUGCAAAAAGGCAGCUCUAGCAGAUGGGAGAGAGGCACAGCAAGCAUUUGCUUCACUUGCAUCACCACCGCUUGAAAACAAACCUGGAUUGCUAGAGGGGAUCUUGCCGGCAGGCCAAAGGAGAGAAACCUGGGAGCAUGGCUUGAUUACUGAAGGUGCUGCGUUGCGAAAAAUCAUGGGGAAUCAAGAUGGGAAGCUAAAGAAAAAUGCAGGUGAUGUGCAUGAAGGAGGAGAGGAUGCCUCUGGGCCGAAGGAUACAGAUGGCACAAAGAAGGUAUCGGGAAGCAAAAGGGGACUGGGGAAGCAUGCAAAAGGAAGCGAAUCUGGUAAAAAGAAGGGUAAAUCGGAUUCGAGAGCUUCUGUGUUUUCAAAUUUGAGGAUUAGAAAAAAUCUGUCCAAGGCUAAAGAUGGGAAUAGUAGUUCAAGGGAGGAUGUUUUGGAAAGUCAGGCCUUGCCAGCCGGAGAGCUGGACAGUACUCAUUCGAUCGUUACCAAAACUCCAGAUAUAAGCAUCUCUGCAGAUGAAGGGGGUCUUUCUGAUACAGAUGCUGAACAUUUUGAAAUCAGAAAUGAAACUGUCCCAGUUGCUGCAGAGGCACAGGAUGGACAAAGGACCAGCUCUGGCUCUGAUACAGAUAUAUACAGUUUCCAUUCAGCCACAGAACAAGAGGAUUUGCUUUCUGAUAUCCAGCAAGCUAUUAGACUGCAGCAGCAGCAGCAGGGGGCAAUUAACAUUGGAACGGAGGACCUUGUCACCAAAACAAUGGGGCGACACAUGGCUAAUUCGCAAGCAGCCCCUUUGGAUUUUGAACGGUUUCUUUCAGUAACCGCCACUGACAAAGAGAGUAGCCCUGACGCUGUGGAGGCUUUUCCAGCAGUAUCUGAAAUUGCGGAAGACGUUCCUGUUUCCUGUGCAACUGAACGUGAACUGAAAGAACCAGUAAAUGGAACAGGCUCUCCUGGUAACGGUUUAUUUGAACCACAGGAACGUAAGCAAUUGCCUGAGGAACAGCUCACUGCUGGAGUGGAUGCUGUAGCUUGUGAGCUAGAGGGUGAUUUAAAUAGAACUGUGACAGAAAAUGGGUCUGAGGCAUGCAGCUCCACAACACAUCCUCCAACCUCAGCAGCAGAUUCUGAGGCUAAAAUUGCUGAAGUGCAGGCUGUUGAUUUCCAAGGUUCAGUAACAGAGGAUAGUGCGUCAGAUGCAGGCCGAGAUUAUGCCGCUGAGAGUCAGGAAGGGAAACAUGUUCCACCAGCCAGUCAAGAGGACUUGCAUAAUGGUUUAUCUAUGGAAAUGAAAAAUGGCAUUUUAUCCUCUGAAGGAACAGCCGGAAGUCCGAUGUUUGGCUCCCGAUGCUUUAAGCCCUAUCUAAUUAAUCCUUGUUACAUCAAAACCACAACUAGGCAACUGAGUUCUCCCAACCAUUCACCUUCUCCCUCCCCAUCUCAGAGCCCGCUUUUUACAAGGAGGCAAGAGUCCUUCCACAAAAAAGAAAAAGUUCCUAUUAAGAAGCAGAGGUCUGCUAGUUUGGCUGGUUUAUUUAGCCGUUCAGCAGACUGGACAGAUGAAGUAUCUAAUCACAGAAGCGAGAUAACACAGAAGGUGGGCUCUGCAGGCUACUUGGAUCAUAAGGGGUUUAGUGAGAAAUUUCAAACAGAAAGAGUGCCUUUGACUCAUUCAAGAAAGUCCUCAGGGGUGCAGGCUUCUACAGAGGCAUUUCCCAAUGUCUUUUCAGGACGAACUCUGCUGGAAAAGCUCUUCAGCCAGCAGGAAAAUGCACCACAAGAAGAAGCAGAAAAGCUAUGUUCUCGUAUUAUUGCAUUGGGUCUCUUACUUCCAUUCACCGAUUGCUUCAGAGAACCAUGUAAUCAGAGUGCCCAGCAAAGCACACCCACUUUUGAUCAAGACCAGCUUUAUACUUGGGCUGCAGUUAGCCAACCCACACAUUCAUCAGAUUACAUUGAAGGAAGCUUUCCAAGAAGAAUUCCAUCUGCAUGGCCCCCACCCAAACCUCCAGAUGAAGAACAAAAACUUAAAAUUCCAGAAGCAGAAUCAGAGUUGAAAUCUACUGUGCUAGAAGCAGGAAAACAACACAUAGAAGAUGUUCAGCAGGUACAGAAAGAAGACUGUUCCACAGUACCUGGGUCCUGGGAUGAUUUGGAAGUGAAAUCUGAGGAGCGUGCCAGUGUCAUCCAGCAGCUUGAGCAAACUAUUGAGGAUCUGAGGACUAAAAUUGCAGAACUAGAGAAACAGUUCCCUGCUACAGAAAUACAGACUACUGAGAGGGAGCAGGAACACGAGCAUGUGCAUACUGCCUCCAGGGAAUUCAGUAGUGUGACACUUCAAACGGAGGCUGUGCCCAGAACUGUGUCACAAGCAAGAUCUGUACAAACGUCACCAACAGAAGAUUAUUCACUACACAGAAUGCCUUCAGCCAAUGCACUGCCACUGCCUCCUUCACCACUGAACUUGGAAAGUGGCAAAGGUGAAGAGCCAUCUGAGAAAUUGCCAGCUCUAGAAUUACAGCCUACAUUUUGUUCUGAAAUCUCCUUAAUUCUGUCACCGAAGUUAAUCUCGGUGCCGCUGGAUUCAAGCCAAUCAGUACAGACUGCUUUACAUUCACCUCUUCCAGGACCCAAAGCUAAUUUGUCCCUUGCAAUUGAAGGCGAGACUGAAUUUUCUGCUCCUCAUCAAUCAACAGGUAUUACAAAUGUGACUUGUAGUGAACAUUUCCUUUCUUUACCCCCAGAGCCCACAUGUAGCAUCCCUUCAUCACUAUCGGCCACUGAACUUGCUGCUCCUGUACCUGGGGAACGUGGCUCUUCUGUCACUGCUCCCAUACCCGUGGCAGGAGUGCCACUCCCACCACCCUUGCCUAGCUCAGGACUCCCUCUGCCUUUUGCUGGCCCAGCAAUGCCACACCUGGACCACUCUUUGCCUGGUGUAACGAUAGCACCCCAGCAGCUGUUGCUACAACCACCACCUCCUCCUCCUCCUCCUUUGCCAAGUGGGGAGAUACCAGUGUUGUCUUCAGCUCUCUCUCUCCCAUGCACUGGAGUUCCACCACCACCUCAACCACCACCUCUGCCAGGAGCAGGAGUCCCACUUCCUCCUUCUGGUUGGGGCAUCGCACCACCGCCACCUUUAUCUGCAGCUGGUAUCCCUCCCCCACCUCCUCCUCUGCCUUGCCUGGGAAUGCCACCUCCACCCACAGCACCAACUCUAUCUGGAGUGGGAGUGCCACCACUUCCUCCACCUCUGCCUGGAGGGGCCAUCCCACCAUUUCCUCCUCCACCACCACCUCCUCUACCUGGUGCAGGUGCCCCUUUACCACAACCUCCUCCGCCACCACCUCUACCCAGUGCAGGAGUCCUGCCUCCUCCGCCACCUCCUCUACCUGGUGCAGGAGUCCCUCCUCCGCCACCUCCUCCGCCACCUCCUCUACCUGGUGCAGGAGUCCCUCCUCCGCCACCACCUCUACCUGGUGCAGGAGUCCCUCCUCCGCCACCACCUCUACCUGGUGCAGGAGUCCCCCCUCCACCACCUCCUCUACCUGGGUGGGGGGUGCCACCUGCAGCCCCACCACCUUUGCCUGGAGAAGCGGCACCCCUUCCACCACCAGCUCAAGGCAGUGCCUAUACAGCAGUUCCACAAGUUGGUGGAUUUCUUCCUCCACCAUUACCAUCUGGUUUAUUUGCAAUGGGUAUGAAUCAGGAGAAAGGGAGCAGGAAGCAUGUGAUAGAGCCUUCUCGACCAAUGAAGCCUCUUUAUUGGACAAGAAUUCAGCUCCACAGUAAAAGAGAUUCUAGUGCUUCACUUGUGUGGGAAAAAAUUGAAGAGCCUUCCAUAGAUUAUCAUGAAUUUGAAGAACUAUUUUCUAAAACAGCUGUUAAAGAGAGGAAGAAACCUAUUUCGGACACCAUUACAAAAACAAAGACCAAACAAGUUGUCAAGUUAUUAAGUAACAAAAGAUCUCAAGCUGUUGGAAUAUUAAUGUCUAGCCUUCACUUAGACAUGAGGGACAUUCAGCAUGCUGUUGUGAACUUAGACAACUCUGUGGUUGACCUAGAGACCCUUCAAGCCCUCUAUGAGAACAGAGCACAAUCAGAUGAAUUAGAAAAAAUCGAAAAGCACAGCAAGGCAUCUAAGGAAAAAGAAAAUGCUAAGUCUUUGGAUAAACCAGAACAGUUCCUCUAUGAACUCUCACUAAUUCCCAACUUUUCAGAGCGUGUAUUUUGCAUCUUGUUUCAGUCAACAUUUUCAGAAAGCAUUUGUUCAAUCCAUCGCAAACUUGAAUUAUUACAGAAACUCUGUGAGACACUGAAAAAUGGGUCAGGAGUUAUGCAGGUCUUAGGUUUGGUUCUUGCUUUUGGAAAUUACAUGAAUGGUGGAAAUAGAACACGAGGACAGGCUGAUGGGUUUGGACUAGAUAUCCUGCCAAAACUGAAAGAUGUCAAGAGCAGCGACAACAGCAGAAGUCUUCUAUCUUAUAUUGUCUCGUACUAUUUGCGUAAUUUUGAUGAGGAUGCUGGAAAAGAGCAAUGUAUCUUUCCUCUUCCCGAGCCACAGGAUCUCUUUCAGGCUUCACAGCUGAAGUUCGAAGACUUUCAAAAGGAUCUCCGCAAAAUGAAGAAAGAUUUGCGAGUAUGUGAGACAGAAGCAGCAAAAGUUUAUCAGCUAUCACUAGAAGAGCACCUACAGCCUUUCAAAGACAGCAUGGAGCAAUUCAUUAGUCAAGCUAAAAUAGACCAAGAAAAUGAAGAGAAAUCACUGACAGAAGCACAUAAAAGCUUUUUGGAAACUGCAGCCUAUUUCUGUAUGAAACCAAAAAUGGGAGAGAAAGAGGUAUCCCCACAUUCUUUCUUCAAUAUUUGGCAUGAAUUCAGUUCUGACUUCAAAGACUUCUGGAAGAAAGAAAACAAACUUAUUCUUCAAGAAAGAGUUAAAGAGGCAGAGGAAGUCUGCAGACAGAAAAAGGGGAAAUCACUAUACAAUAUAAGACCAAAACAUGACUCUGGAAUUAAAGCCAAGAUAAGUAUGAAAAUCUGACAGAAGAAAAGCAAAAGCCAUUGUUACCUGGUUACCAAAACUCAGCAUGUCUGUGGGUGGGGUGUGAGGGGGAAGGAAACUACAUUAUCCUGAUCAUUUGCUUUCUGGACCUUUUGAAUUCACUUUUUGUUCUCUGGAGUUUUCCACCAAUUGAUGUGUUAAUGUACCUUCAUGAAUGAGUGUAAACACUUUAAUGGAGUGCCCGGCAAUAGACUAGAUAUUGACUUGAAACACCUUCCCUGUAUUCAGUAUCUCCUUUACCACUCAAAGAUGAUAUUUUGUAAAGUGUAUGGUAUACUACAAAUAGGCCAAGUCAGCAUGCAUAAAAACGGUAUCUGCAUCAGUACUGAACAUGCUGAAAAUUGCAUUAAGUUGAACUUCAUAAGAAUACUACUUGAUAGAGUAAAACGUUUCCGUUCCUACAGGCAACAUCUGUCUAAAGCAGAUACUUCAUGACACUGCACUUAGAUUAGGGAAAGAAAUGUUACUCCUAGUGAAUUGUUUGUAUCUGUUUCAUGUUGGCAUAUGUAGUUUGUAUUUUGAAUCGUUAAGUGCUGCUUAUACAGUAUAAUCAAUGCUUUCCCAACUUGUUUGGUUGCCCUCCAUGGCUAAAUAUUUGUGGAACAAGAUGUUUACUGUAACUAUGUUUAAAAUCAAUAAGGCAACAUACUUUUACAACUUUUACUUCAUCUUUUGCCAGAUAGUGAAUGCCAGGUGGUAAUGGGGGUCAGAAAUCCAGUAUUUAAAAAAAAAAAAGGGGGGGGGGAGGCAGGGAGCAAGACAAUACAGAAAAGCACAGAAGUACUAUAGAGAGAAUAUGAGAGAGAUUUGGCUGUUAUAGUUUGUUAACAUAUAAAGCAGCUAAUAAUUUUACAUGAACUUUAGAAAGCAUAGUAUAGAUUUAACUGCUGAUAAGUCAGACAGGCUUUUGGCCACAUGUAAAUGACUUCUCUUUUGGAAUUAGCUUUACAGUUACUUUAAAAUUCCUUUAGAGAGCCGCUAAAUAUGCACAUGGGGACUGACAUUUAUGAAAAACAGUAGCCAAUUCUAGUGACAGACACGGACUACCAACUAAUUGACAUUAAUUUCACACUUAGCAUAGUUGCAGGGUUUUUCUCCAGGUUUUUGUGUCCCUAGCUAGGAGAUUAAUGAUUGAAAUCUAUAACACACGCUUUAUUUCUAUUUGCAAUCUAGAAUUGAUUGUAUCAGCCUUUAUCUGCUCAACCAAUAACAACUCUUUCCUCCAGUCAUGAUUAAAUAGCACCAAAACAAUCCGCCUGAUUGAUAACAUUCUGCUUUCAAGGCUCACAUUUCCUGAAAGCAACCAGAGUUUGAUACUGAGUUGGAGGCACAUGCUUCAUUCAGCCUUGCUCCCUGACAGGCACUGGAGUAAAAAGCAAAUGAAGUCU
Molecule: messenger RNA, 6882 nt
Organism: Phasianus colchicus (ring-necked pheasant)
Lineage: Eukaryota; Metazoa; Chordata; Aves; Galliformes; Phasianidae
Source: RefSeq, a predicted model, not a curated record